AUGGAGCAACCACCUUGGUUUGUUGCUCAGGGGAAGUAUAGAAAAGUUUGUCAUCUUAAGAAAUCUCUGUAUGGUCUAAAACAGAGUUCGCAUGCCUGGUUUAGAGCUGAUUGUGCAGGACUCUCCUCUCUCAAGUUAUCUACAUACCAAAUUUCACACAAAAGACUUGGACCAACUAAAAUAUUUUCUGGGAAUAGAAGUAACAAGAUACAGAAAAGGGGUUUUCUUAUCUCAACGAAAUACAGGAGAUUAAUUGGGAAACUAAACUAUCUCACAGUGACCCGUCCAGAUAUUGCUCAUGCUGUCAGUGUUAUAUUUUGUUACUUGAAAAGAGCUUCUGGUCUUGGAAUAGUGUACAACAAUCAUGGACACACUUGCAUUGAGGGACUUAUAGAUGCUGAUUGGGCCGGAUCCAAAAUUAAUAGAAGGUACACUACAGGAUAUUGUGUCUUUGUUGGUGAAAACCUUGUGUCCUGGAGGAGCAAGAAGCAGAAUGUCGUAUUCAGAUCCAGCGCAAAAUCAGAGUACAAAGCCAUGGCAUAG
Olea europaea var. sylvestris is the source of this 543-nucleotide messenger RNA. RefSeq lists its product as uncharacterized. NCBI's taxonomy places the organism in Eukaryota, Viridiplantae, Streptophyta, Magnoliopsida, Lamiales, Oleaceae. The transcript is spliced from 4 exons. The coding region runs from base 1 to 543 and encodes 180 amino acids. The record is from RefSeq and is a predicted model, not a curated record.